Messenger RNA from Boeremia exigua, 1191 nucleotides. Its product is annotated as kinase binding protein CGI-121-domain-containing protein. Gene Ontology annotation, biological process: telomere maintenance via recombination; tRNA threonylcarbamoyladenosine modification. Gene Ontology annotation, cellular component: EKC/KEOPS complex; nucleus; cytosol. Lineage: Eukaryota; Fungi; Ascomycota; Dothideomycetes; Pleosporales; Didymellaceae. The transcript has 2 exons. The coding region runs from base 368 to 1003 and encodes 211 amino acids. The record is from RefSeq and is a predicted model, not a curated record.
CACACGCCUGCCUGCCUCCAAUUCGCUGCCUGCACCGGCGCGCUGGCCGACACCGUUGCCCGCUAGCGACUGAGUUUGCCAAGCCUUCCAUGCCGCCCCGCUAUCCCAAAGCAGACAGCAGCAUGGCCUGCACUGGCACAACACCAGAUCGCCGCACUCUGGACUGCUGCACGCUGCUUCACAUCACCCUCAGUCGCCACGAGAAACUGCCCGCCGCCCUCACUCCACCAAGGUUCCCGCCACCUGCACGAGACACUGCCGGCGCACCUCCGCUGCUCCCAUCAUCUCACAAGGUUCCUCACCACUGUCGGCGCAGAUCAGUAUUCAAGAGAUAGUUUAGCCGCACGUGACCGCACGCGGAUCCCCAAUGGCCGCGGUACGGACCUUCACGCUUCCGCACUACGAGGCGUACCCUGUGCACAUCGCGCUGUUCGAAGAUGUCUCGAACGCCGCGUACCUGCGCAGCCAGCUGCUAGCCGCGAACCCAGAGUUUGAUUAUGCGUUCAUCGACGCCGCCAUGAUCCUUACCCCCACGCACCUCCUCUCCGCCACCGCCCUCUCUCUCCACGCCUUCCUCCACUCCUCCCCGAAAACCCACACCCCGCACUCCGAACUCCUCUUCCGCCUGUCCCCCACCAACAACAUCGGCGAGGCAUACCGGCUCUUCGGCAUCGCGGACUCAACGACCGCUGUGAUCGCGGUGAAACUCGCGCUGGGGAAAGACGGGCGCGUGGAUCCGGGGGUGAGUGCUGAGGGCGUUGGGGAGUUUUUGGGCAGGGUGGUUGAGGGGCGGAGUGUUGAGAUUGAGGUUGGGGGUGAGGGGGAGGGGGAGGAAGGGUUGGGGGCCCGCGCGGAUGUGCAUAGGAUUAAGAAGGUGUAUAAGAUUAGUUGUGCCAAGGGGAAGGGGGGGAAGGGGGCGAAGGGUGGGAAUGGCGGCGAGAAAGAUGAUAGAGCGGGGAUUGAGAGUGUGGUGCUCGGGGCUAUGGCGCUGAAGGGGUGGUAGGUGGUAGGUGGGAGGUAGAGGCUGUGCUGAAAGGGGGACGAGGGCUCUCGUGAAGAAGUGGAGUUGUGUAGAACUUGUGUGGGGGGAGAAUAGUAUCAGAACGAGGAUGGUAUCGAGGAUGGAAUAGCAUCGAGCACAGCAUCGCGUUGGAAACAACAAGAACAACAGAGCAAUCUACUAGAGCUGAU